AAAAAUAUGUUUAGAUCUAUUGCAACCCGCGUUGUGAGUACAGCCACCCGCACCCCUUGUCAAGCUCGUUUCUUGGCCUCUCAAAGCGGUUCUGCCACAUCUGCCAUUUCAUUCAAGAAACAUAUCCGUCAACGUCGUUAUGGACCUGUUCCUGUUGUGCCUCAACCCACUGUGGAGGACGCCGUCACCAACAUUCUUUACAACACGCCUCCACCCAGUCUUCAACCUGAAACUCGCCACAUCUUGAAUUGUCUUGUUCAAAACGAACCUGGUGUCCUCAGUCGUGUUUCCGGUUGUUUAGCUGCUCGUGGUUUUAAUAUCGAAUCAUUGGUUGUUGCCAAUACUGAAGUGGAGGAUCUUUCUCGUAUGACCAUUGUCUUUAAUGGUCGUAACGUUCAAAUCGAACAAGCAAGACGUCAAUUAGAAGAUUUGGUUCCUGUCUGGGCUGUUUUGGAUUAUACAAAGACAAAAUUGGUUGAGCGUGAGCUUUUAUUGAUCAAGGUGUCUAUCCUUGGUCCCGAACAUUUACACGAACAAUUACCUACUCACAAGUUGGAUUCUGAUGCCGAAUAUGAGGACGAAAUUAUCUCCCGCUAUGAAAGUAACUCUUAUGCUGCACCUGCUGAUACCCUUCGUGAGACUUUCUCUCACUUGCGUGCCUUGACAGAGCUCACCCGUCUCUUUGAUGGUAAGGUGGUUGAUGUCUCCUCUGACUCUGUCAUUAUCGAAUUAUGUGCCAAAUCCUCUAGAUUAUCUUCCUUCAUGAAACUCUGUAAGCCUUUUGGUAUUCUUGAGGCUUCAAGAACAGGUAUCAUGGCAAUGCCUAGAUCUCCUGUUCAUGAUCACUAUGAACCUCAAACUGAUCAUUCCUAUGAAGAUACUGAAGCUGUUGAUGCUUCUAUGCUUCCUCCCGGAUAAAUAGAUUAUAAAUCACUUGUCAUUUCUUUUUACAUAAUCCCUUUCUAUUUUUUUUUUCAAAGCAAAAAACCCAUACACAUACAUAAAAAAAAAAAAAAAAAAAUCC
Messenger RNA from Mucor mucedo, 1024 nucleotides. RefSeq lists its product as uncharacterized. The record is from RefSeq and is a predicted model, not a curated record. The transcript is spliced from 5 exons. Gene Ontology annotation, biological process: branched-chain amino acid biosynthetic process. Gene Ontology annotation, cellular component: acetolactate synthase complex; mitochondrial nucleoid. Lineage: Eukaryota; Fungi; Mucoromycota; Mucoromycetes; Mucorales; Mucoraceae. Bases 7 to 918 code for a protein of 303 amino acids. Gene Ontology annotation, molecular function: acetolactate synthase regulator activity.